Stereum hirsutum FP-91666 SS1 is the source of this 231-nucleotide messenger RNA. RefSeq lists its product as uncharacterized. The transcript has a single exon. The annotation marks the transcript as partial. The record is from RefSeq and is a predicted model, not a curated record. NCBI's taxonomy places the organism in Eukaryota, Fungi, Basidiomycota, Agaricomycetes, Russulales, Stereaceae.
AAAGACACCAAGAUCAGCGCACCUGACGACUUUAAAGGAGAAGCCUCUAAAGUCCAAGAAUUCAUCACCAGCUACGAAUUAUAUUUCGCUGCAAACCCGGAGAAAUGCAAGAAGGAUGAAAAGAAGAUUAUCUUCGCUCUGUCGUAUAUGAAAGGUGAUACGGCAGGAGCAUGGAAGACAGUCUUCUUGGACAAGGUCAACGGACCUGAAGAGGAUAGCGACGAUGAAGAA